AUGCAAGUUUCCAAGUCAAGAAGAUCAUUUUAUCUCCAAGUGUUAGUUCUCGCUAGCGCGCAGAACGAAGCUUCGGAAGUUUGGCCGCGCGCGAGGAGUUCCCGACGUCCAAAAGUUACGAUCUUGAUAUGGAAAGAUAGAUACUUGAGUCAUGCAUCACGUCGAAGUGGAAUGAAGCCAUUUGGAUCAACUAUGAGGCCUAGACUUAUUUUCUACCGAGACAUGUCCGGUAAGCGAGUAAACGAAGCCCAUGGAGGAUUUGGAGUGUCUAAUGGCCCGAGCAGCAGCGCCAAAGGCCUUGAUCGAAUAGAGAAGAGGCCUGGCUAA
This is a messenger RNA of Microthlaspi erraticum, 327 nucleotides long. NCBI's taxonomy places the organism in Eukaryota, Viridiplantae, Streptophyta, Magnoliopsida, Brassicales, Brassicaceae. The record is from the annotation of a GenBank genome assembly.